Messenger RNA from Aspergillus novofumigatus IBT 16806, 1071 nucleotides. RefSeq lists its product as uncharacterized. Lineage: Eukaryota; Fungi; Ascomycota; Eurotiomycetes; Eurotiales; Aspergillaceae. The transcript is spliced from 2 exons. The coding region runs from base 20 to 961 and encodes 313 amino acids. The record is from RefSeq and is a predicted model, not a curated record.
CGCCUUCCUAGAAACGAUCAUGCCCGAAUGCGUGUUCAUCCCAAGAGACAAAACUCACUGGCGCACUUUAGCAAAGACUCACGGAGCAAUAAAGGAGACAGUCAACACGAUCCAAGUGAUGCAGUCUGGUUCCUCGGUCACAGUCCAGCAGUUCCUUUCAUUCCGCGUUAUUUGGCCAGAACGCAAAAAUCCGAAACAUUUCUAUGGUAAGAAGGAAAGGGAGGAUAGCCAAGAAAUGGCGAAGGUCUUCAAAAAGAACAAAGCGUUCAACCAGUCCUUCGAAAGCUACCUGAGGGGUAUCACAAGAAACUCGGGGCCUUCGGACGUGACGGGAGUAUUUCAGCUCGUCAGAAAGUAUCAAAUGCAAGUCGACAAUCAGGUUCCAACAAAUGGAUCAACAGACCCAAUGUCGACCUGCAUUAGGAUGAGUCCAACUCCAACGCCCGGCCCGGCAACAUCGGCCGAUGGAUCCCGGGGGAGCCAACCGUCCGUCAAAAGCAGCUCGGAGCAAAGCAACCCAAGUCAGAGUCAAACACCAGCGGCUGAGCCGGGGCCGAGCCGAACGCCCACCGAAAGCAGCUCAGCGCCAACUGACUUAAGUGGGACACCAGCGGCUGACCAGGAAGGGCAGACAUUUGAACGAACUACCGACGAGCAAUAUGUCAAUCAGGCUCUGAUAACAUUUCUCGACGCGGUAACCGUGAAUCUCCCCGAAGUCAAGCGUCAUUGGGGUAUACGACGUUUCCCGUUCAAGGUCCAGUUCGCUCUAGCCAGCAUGGAGGCCCACACAGAUGGUUAUCUGUACGGACUCAAGGCCAACGACGAAGCAUUCGCAAUUGUGGAAACCAAGGCUCAUCUCCGAAAAAGAAACAGCGAAGGCGCCCGAAUCUACAUGCAAGAAUCCGCCGAAAUGGUCGCUUGGAUAUUCAGGGACGCGCGCAACAGCCGCGAAAAAUCUUAACAUUUUUUGUUCGGGCAAAAGCAAUGCCACAAAUCGAAUCUGAAGAACCUCCUGCGGCGGCUUCGGCCCCCCAACUCCUCCUCCUACGCCUGCGGGCGUCGCCAUCUUGG